AAGGGUACCUCCAGCUUCGGUAAGCGUCACAACAAGACGCACACCCUGUGCCGGCGUUGUGGACAGCGUUCUUUCCACAUCCAGAAGUCGACUUGUGCCAACUGCGGUUACCCCUCCGCUAAGACCCGCAAGUUCAACUGGGGUGAGAAGGCCAAGAGAAGAAAGACCACCGGCAGCGGCCGCACCCGUCACCUCAAGGAUGUUCACCAGCGCUUCAAGAACGGCUUCCGCGUUGGUGUUCCCAAGGGCGCCCGUGGCCCCGAGACCGCUCAAUAA
This is a messenger RNA of Aspergillus ruber CBS 135680, 276 nucleotides long. RefSeq names its product 60S ribosomal protein eL37. The transcript has 3 exons. Gene Ontology annotation, molecular function: structural constituent of ribosome; RNA binding. The record is from RefSeq and is a predicted model, not a curated record. Gene Ontology annotation, cellular component: ribosome; cytosolic large ribosomal subunit. Gene Ontology annotation, biological process: translation. The annotation marks the transcript as partial. Lineage: Eukaryota; Fungi; Ascomycota; Eurotiomycetes; Eurotiales; Aspergillaceae.